Molecule: messenger RNA, 294 nt
Organism: Leptosia nina
Lineage: Eukaryota; Metazoa; Arthropoda; Insecta; Lepidoptera; Pieridae
Source: the annotation of a GenBank genome assembly
AUGGUAUUUGCUACACCUAGCCAACGGGGGCAUAUGCUCCUCGAUGUGACGGCGAACGUCAGGUGCCGUUCUGGCAGUGAGGGGUGCAGAGCCCUCCCUCGGCGAGCGCGCGGUGCCAACAGUGGAGGGCACUUGAGACUCUGGCGAGAACAUCCGAGCGGCGAUAUUCGCUGGUGCGAGGGUCGCUCGCUGCAUCCUUUUUGCUCGCGAGAGCGCGCGGCGUUAGGCGGGCGGGAGGCUCGAACCAACUCCGCGUCACUCACGUCGACGCGUUCUCCUCGAUCGUGUGUCUGA